AAUCCACCCCCACUACCACUACUACCGAUUACUAACAUUCAUCAACUUCAUUUUCUCUCUCCUCAAAACUUCAAACAAAAACGAAAUUUCAGAUCUACGAAACCCUAAAAUCGAUCAAUCAAAAUCAAUCAAAAUUUCUGAAAGUUUUCUCUCCAAAAUUCUUCCCCAAACUCAGCAAUGGGGGAUUUUAACCUAGCAUUGCUGAUCGUCGCCAUUAUCGUAUGCGUAUUAGUCUUCGUCUUCAACGUUUACCUUCUAAUCAACUAUCAACACCCUGAUGACGUCAAUCAAGCAUAUUUCCCCAAAUUCGUCGUCGUUUUGGGUCUUUCCGUUGCUGUUAUCUCCAUUCUUAUGCUUCCUGCUGACGUCGCUAAUCGUCAUGCGUGUCGUCACGCUCUUUAUAACGGCGCUUGUCAAUUGACGUUACCGAUGAAGCAGCUUUGGCUUGCUAUUUACAUUAUCGACGCAAUUCUUGUGUUUUUAGUUAUUCCUUUUGCUAUGUUUUUCUAUGAAGGAGACCAGGACAAGAGUGUUGGAAAGCGGGUCAAAAGCGCGGUGUUGUGGGUGUCGGUAACUGCAGUGAUUUGUGGGCUUGUGCUGGGAAUUUUAUAUGGGGUAAUUGGUAAGGUGGAAUUUACUGUCCGGCAUCUUUCAUCUGCCACAACUUCAUUUCCUUCUUCGUGGAGCCUCUCUAGCGGCAGUCCAUGUCUUGGGAAUUCACGGCAGUGCUCUGCAUAUUCAGCAAGCCCUUCAUCAGAGACUACAUGGAGUAUGCGCACUACGUUCCCAGAAUACGCUGUUGCUCUUGCAACAAUUGCAGGAUCUUUCCUUUUUAUGAUAUUUGGUGGCGUUGGCAUUGCUUGUCUACCUUUGGGGCUCAUAUUUGCAUUCUUCAGGCGUCCAAAGGCUGUUAUUACUCGCUCACAGUAUAUUAAGGAAGCUACCGAGCUGGGUAAAAAGGCAAGAGAUUUGAAGAAAACUGCUGAUGAACUUCAUCAGGAGGAAAGAAGUGGCAGCAAGGGAAGAAAAUGGCGUAAAAAUGUGAAAGCAGUUGAAAAGGAGUUGCUUUUAUUGGAAGAAGAUGUGAAGGCUUUGGAAGAGAUGUAUCCUCAAGGGGACAAGGCUGAGACUGCUUGGGCUUUAACUGUACUUGGAUACUUGGGGAAGCUCAUAUUGGGAAUCUUAGGGUUGAUUGUUUCAGUGGCUUGGAUUGUACAUAUUCUGAUAUAUCUGAUAAUCAGGCCUCCUCUCUCUCCUUUCUUGAAUUUUGUCUUUGUCAAAUUAGAUGAUGUUUGGGGGCUGCUUGGUACUGCAGCAUUUGCAUUCUUCUGCUUCUAUCUUCUCGUGGCAGUUGUUGCUGGUGCAACUAUGCUCGGUUUAAAAUUAGUUUUCAUCACCAUCCAUCCAAUGAAGUGGGGAGCCACUCUCAUGAAUUCCUUCCUGUUCAAUGUUGGUUUGAUUCUUCUUUGCUCGAUAAGUGUGAUCCAAUUCUGUGCCACUGCAUUUGCAUAUUAUGCCCAAGCAACUGCUGCUGGCGAAAUAUUUGGUCACACGUUGCAGUCUCUUCGUGGCAUCAAAUAUUUAUACAAGUAUAAUGUGUUUCAAAUUGGUUUUGUUGCGUUAGCUAUACUGACAUUCCUCUACUAUGCGGCUUUUGGUUGGCGGAGAAGGAAGCCUUCUGGCAGGCUACAACUUUCUUCUUGAUCGUGUAUUUGGAAUGUAAAACUUGGCACUUUAAAGGUCUUGAAAUUGCAUACGACAUACUUCGGUUGUGUGAUGAAGUGUUUUGGCACAAGACUCGGGUAUCUGUUGUGGUUUGAGCAAGUUGAUGAGAGUGAUGCUGCAUUACGGCUAACAAUUUUUACUUAUUAUUCUCAUUGUAUGUAUUUUUUCUUGUUUGAUUUGUGUAAAAACCAAGUCUAGUACUUGUAGAGAGAUUUUUGGGGCAGGGCCGCAGGGGCGGGGCAGGGUGGGGUUGGAGGUACGAGCAUCAUGCUGUUGUAAUAUAUCUGGUGGCAGAGUGUAUGAUCAAGUACUUGCGUUUUAAAUUCAUUUGUUUUAUGAUUUUAUCAUUUUAUUCAUUCA
Beta vulgaris subsp. vulgaris (sugar beet) is the source of this 2085-nucleotide messenger RNA. RefSeq names its product LIMR family protein At5g01460. The record is from RefSeq and is a predicted model, not a curated record. The coding region runs from base 178 to 1704 and encodes 508 amino acids. The transcript is spliced from 14 exons. Lineage: Eukaryota; Viridiplantae; Streptophyta; Magnoliopsida; Caryophyllales; Amaranthaceae.